UCGUAAUUUGUUUUGUGCCUUUCAACCAAACGGAUGAAUUUUUCGCUGACUACGCCGUAGCGCGUUUUUUCUUAUUGUUACAUUGUUUAAAGUGUACAACAAACUAUAACUUCAUCUUUUUUUAUAUAAACACUCAUAGAGUCGUGCUCAAUGAAUGUGAAUCCAUGUGUAAUUGACAAUUUAUUGUUCUUCUGUAUGUAUUGUUCGUGCCUAGGCAGUGCAAGUGAAUUUUGAAAACAUUUCUAGAUACUUGUAAAUCUUUUCCAACGUCUUCUAAGUAAAUAAUGUUAAAUAUUUCGUAACUACAUUUUAUGGUCGGUUGAAAAAUUGAACAGUGAAACGAAAAUUUUCCACCCACGUUGGUGGUUUGUGAAAAGCAGCGACAGAGCGGAGGCAGCGCAGUUGUUGGCAGAGGCGCUGUGAAAGUGAGAAAGACAGAAAAUCAACGAACACAUUUAAAAAAAUUGCAAUGCAAAAAACGUGAUUUGCAAAAAUUGAAAAUCAAAACUAAGAGUAUUGUAGUUAGUGGUAAAAUAGACAUCAAAAUACGCCGAGCAGUAACAAAAGUGAUAUUCAGCAAUAUCUUGAAAGCAAUUAGCGACUGAGACUGAUAUUUAUUAGUGCUUUGUAAAAAAUAAAACAAAGAGAAAGAAAAACCAGAUCACAGAAAAUUCCUUGCGCUUUGAUUAUGAAAAAUUCACAUUUUUAACCGAGUACAAAAAUACUAUUACUGAAAAACACACACACAAAGCCAACAACCAUAAUAUUCAGUAUACAAACAAACAAAUCGGCAAGUGCAGACAGUGACUACAACUCGUAGCUACUCAAUUGCAAACUCAUUGACCGCAUACUGAGCGACCACUACCACUACUACUGCGAAGAGAAGUACGUCAACAACGUCUAGUAAAUGAGCACACUGGUGCUUUGCUAUAUGAAACACACAUCAAUAGCAGAGGCAGUCAAAGCGUCAGAGAAGUGGGAGUGUUUGUUUGAGUGAGUGACCGUUUGUAAAACGAGUAGGAGCACGAGUAAACGAAAUUGAGGGACGAGGAGGCAUUGGAGGCGGCCAACUGAUUUAGCAUUUAGAGAGGCGUCGAAGCAGCAAACUUGGACUUUCUGCAUACAUACAUAAUGUCGCCGGAUAAUCCUACACAGAUCUUAACCGCACACGAUUUGACCAGCUUGCGUACGUUGCAGCGUGUGAUCACUUCCAGCAGUAACAACAAUAACACAGCUGUUGACGACAACGUCGUUUACAACAGUCACGGCCACAGCCACAACAGCAACCGCAAUCACAAUUACAACCACAAUACCAAUAAUAUCACUUACGGUGCAAGUAAUCAUCACGGCAGCAACGGCAACGCUGGUGGUGGCGGCAAUCUUGUCUUCUCCACCAUCCCACUGGAAGGCCACGCCUUGCUCAUUCAACCAUCCCACCUGCUACCUGCAAACGCUGCUGCUUCGCUCACCAGCAACGGAUUGCAACAGGCUACGCAAGCGCGCGGCCUGGUCACAGCAGCAACAAAUGGUUUACGCGCCGCCAACACCAUCAACAACAUCAACAGUAGUAACACAGUUACGAGCAGCAUUAAUCCCGCCGUCAGUAACGCUGCUAGCUUUAUCAGCAGCAGUAACAACAACAGCAGCAGCAAUAAUAGUUUGAAUAGUUUUCUUGCCAAAGCAACUAUACUGAGCGCUGCGAACCUCAGUAACGCAAAGGCGGGCGGAAAAAUCUUUAAUACCGGCGGAACAAAUUUUAGUGGCAGCACCAAUAUGCCGACAUCGAAGUAUGUUUUGUUACAACCAAAUGGUAAUGGACAGUUUACCACCUAUGAAGGCACAACGCCGGCGGCAGCGGCAGCCGCAGCUGCAGCCGCAAAUGGCAACGCAUCGGCGCCAAGCGUCGGCAACAUUGUGCUCCUGGCUACCGAGCCGAUGGAUUUGAAUGGCAGCACAGCGGCAGGUGGCGACGCGGCCGCUGUAGGUCGCGUCAUAGCCACAGCGACGACGGGUACUGGUGAUAAUGACGAGGAGUUGCGCCCGUUGGCGUGGCUGAAUGACAGCAAUUUGAUUAAAGGCAUAGUGACUACUACGGCAGGCACUGCGGGUGGUGCUAAUGUGAAACGUAGUAGUGGCGCGAGCGGUGGCAACAUUUGCAUAGUGAGCGCCAGCAACGCGCACGAACUGAUUGAGGAGCUGCCGCAUCAUAUAGGAAGCGAGGAAGUGACCACCACCACAUCCAGUGGCAAUAUGUGUACGGCUGGCGGCAGUAGUGGUGGUGGCAGCGUUGUGCCCACCAAUAUCAACAACAUCACUUCACCAACGGAAUUGAAAGCCGGCACGCAGAUAACCGCACUAAGCGUCAGCGACUUUCAGCAACUAAAGCGUUACGGGAACAUAAUCACAACCGGCACGCCCAUCACUUUGCUGCCACCACACGACACAACAACGGCAACGGGCGGCAGAAAGGAUGAGCCAGCACACAUUUUCGGCAAUAUCGGCGCCAUUAGCGCCACGACGACAGUGCAUAUGGGCCCGAGUGGCACCACUACUGUCGUGGAGUACAAAUCGAACGGCAAUAUUCCGACACUUCAGUCGAGACAGUUACUAAGCGCUGCUGGCGUUGGCAAUGCCAACAGUGGCACGACUAUAACGCCGGCAAAUUUGAGCAGCAGUGGCAACAACAGCAACAGCAAUAAUAUGAACUCGAACAACUAUGUGCCUUCUUCACCUUCUUCGACAACAAGUACCCAGUCAACUGUAUCCAGUAUACCCGCCACCGUCGUUGCUUCCAAUCCUGCCUCACUGUCUGUUUCCUAUACAACGCCUGCUUCAACUACGAUGAGCGUUGCCGGCGUCAACAGUGGCACUACCGUGCUCAGCCUACCAAAGCAACUAUCAACUUUACCAGGCGGUGUUGUUACGGUUACCAAUGGCAACGCCUCGACUAACACAAUUUACCAAGGACAGCAGGCGCAACAGCAACAGCAACAGCAGCAGCAGCAACAACAAAAACCACAAACUAUCGUUAACAACAAUAACACAAGUAGCAGCGCAUCCAGCACCACCCACCAUCCGCACAAGAAAUAUUUGCGCGAAAAAAUGAAUGUAUUGGAUCAUGGAGGCGGCGGUGGUGGUAGUGGUGGGUUUAAUGCCAGCGCCGUGCCCAACAACACAAAUGGAGGAGGCAAUGCGCCAGCUGCCGCUGUCACAGUGGUUGCUUCGCCUGCCUCCUCCAGCAGUUCAUUUUCUUCGUCUGUCUCGAUAUCAUCCAGUUCAUCAUCCACGGCUGCCGUCAACGGUGGCAAUAGUCCCAUAUCUAAGUCAUUCUAUGCUGGUGUAGCUAAUAGCAGUCACAACAAUAGCUGUGUGAGUGGCAGCAGCAGCAACAGCGGUGCCAUAAACUACUCCAGCACAGCCAAUACAUCGCCGCCAACGGUGCUGAGCAAUUCGACAGCAGGCGCAUCAAAUGCCGCCACUGCGCACACCGCAACCGGCUCACCAAUAACAGCGAGCAUGCCAUCCACCUACACCAUAAUGCAGUACCAAAGUGUGGCCUCCUCGCCAGGCAUCUCAUCGCCAGAACCAAAUAACUCCAAAGAAUUUUAUCCACUCAUUGCACCUCAGCAGCAACAGCUACAGCAGCAACGUAACUCGAUGCGUUCGCCCACCUCCUAUUCCAGCUAUGAUAAUGACUCGUUGAAGGAUUUCGAAGUAUCGACCAAUGGCUCAAGCGGUUUAGGACGUCACAAUACUAGUACACCACAGCUUCAGCCCCAACACCAGUCCGCGCAGGCGCAGAAUCAACUAUCAUCAUCUGGCUCUUUCGCAUCCUCAAAGAAUAGUCAUUCUGGUAGUACUGGCGGCGGCGGCGGCAGCGGUGGUGUGUCAAAUGGCAGCGGUGCUGUUACGCCACAAAAACAAAAGCAUCCGAACAAUGUGCCGUACGACCCGUUCGUGCAUUUAAACAGCAAGCCGCCCUACAGUUUUAGUUCCUUAAUUUUUAUGGCCAUUGAGGGCUCGAAUGAGAAAGCUUUGCCUGUUAAAGAGAUUUAUGCCUGGAUUAUGCAACAUUUUCCUUAUUUUAAGACAGCCCCUGCCGGCUGGAAGAACAGCGUACGCCACAAUUUAUCGCUGAACAAAAGUUUCGUAAAGGUGGAGAAAGCGCCGAACAUGGGCAAAGGCUCACUUUGGCGCGUCGAGCCACAGCAACGACAAAAUCUCAUUCAAGCACUAAAUCGUUCGCCAUUCUUCCCCAAUUCGGCUGUCGAUAAAUCGGCAUCGCUCAAGAGUCCUGGUGGCAGCAAUGCCGGUGGCGGCAACGACUCACUUGUGAGCUAUGAUACUGUCGAUAGUGUAGGCAGCGGUGGCGGUGGCGCCUGCAGUCCAGCACCCAAAUCUAAUAUAAAUCCACGAAUCGAUCCACGUCUAUUUCCUAAAUUAUCGAAGGUUAUUGGUGGGCAGGGCUUGCUAAAUGAUGUGGUCGUGUCUGGCGUUGGUGAAGUGCCCGACGAAGACACUCCGUCCGAUUAUAGUACAACAAAUCAUAACAACAAUUUGAAUAACCACACAAGUAGCAACAACAAAUACAGCAGUUAUAACAGCUCACCGGUGCAGCAAAAUGGUGGCAGCGGUGCUGGUGGCGGUGUAGUUGGCAGUGGUGCUUCCAUAUUAGGUCCUUUCAGCAGCUAUGAAAGCAUUGAACGCUUAGCCCGCGACUGUGGUGCCGAUAGUAUCGACGAUGUGAAUGCGGCUACGGCGAUGUUGGCCUUGAAACAUGGCCCCAAGGUAUUUGCAGAGACCUUCCAGAACGGCGCGCCAGUAAUAACCUCUUCACCCAGCGAGGACCAUACUUACUCCGCUGGCGGCGGUGCUGGUCUAGGUGGCGGCAGUAAUAGUGGCGCCACAACACCACUUACAAAUGGCAACUCGGCGCCUACGGCUUUAAAUGGCAGUGCGCAGUAUGGCACCAGCAAUGGUCAGCAGCAACAAAACGGUUGCAAUGGCGAUAAUCAAAGCAAUUAUACAUCCUCCGAUGCGGCCUACGAAAGCAGCGAAGAUAACAACAACAUCACACCCGAAGAGCUCGAGGAUCAGCGUCGCCAGCGUGAGGGCGUUGAUGCGCUACUCUCACUUUCGCGUUCCUCCGUUGUCGAAUCGCCCACAAAGCGACCAUCAUCGACAAGCGUCGAAGAAGAACACAUAUCCUCCUGCCUCGAGAACAACAAAACCAACAACAAUAACGGUCAUUUUACCAAUGGCAAUGGCAAAAUGGCAUUGCUUACCAGUGCGGUUGCCUACAGCCAACAACAUCAGCAUCAUAUGUACGAGGACAGCAACAACAGCUUUCAUUUGCCCGGCUAUUAUGGGGCGACGCAUCAAAUGCACCAUCAUCACCCUUUAGGCAGUGGCAGUGCACAGCGUAAAAUCAAACCCUUGCGUAGUCUACGCACAAAAAUCAAACGCAAGGCGCCAUGGAUGAGCAAGGCGCGGUGAGCAACGGCAUUUGUGUGUGGACUGAAACAAUGAUGAGAAUGAGAAGUGAAUCUAAAGUGCAAAGAAUGUAUAAAGACGAGAAGGUGCAGCUACUGGCCGGUUCCACUAAUAACACUCGGCUAGGAAACUUCCCCACACAUUAGGGUUUGUGUGGUGAGUUUUGUUAGGUAAUGAAGGUGAAUUGCAGCUUCUUGUUGUUAUACGUUCUUUGAAAAGAGGUAGUAAUGGAGUAUGAGAAGAAUUAAAAAGAAAAAAAUUUAAGAAUGCAAGUAAGGCGGGAGCUGAUAGCGAUUGUUGUGGGGCUAUAUAUAUAUAUGAAGAUGUAUAUAUGUAUAUAUACAAAGGUGAAAAAUGCAGUUUAUAUAGAAAAAAUACGGUACAGGUACACGUGAGUUAAGCCGCGCUUCGAACAUGAUUUGCCUGUAAAAUAUAUUUUUGACUCUGCCAAAAGAAAACAAAAAAUUAUACGAUUUAAAGAAAGUCCUAUUGUUGUAAAGUUAAUACUUGAGUAUCAUUACUACGCUUUAAUGCUUUAAUGACAAAUAAAAUUUCUUAAUAUUUUGAAGACAUAUUUUAAUUGAGAUGACUUGGUAAUGAGGCUAUAAAUUUUAGAUGAUAACUGGUUUUAAGCAUAUUUGAAGUAAAAACAAAUUUUAAAACUAUUUGGUUGAUAAAAUUACAACAAAAUUGUAAAAAGCAUAAUAAAGUUUUUUUCCUAAAUUUUCCUGAGCCACUAAAUUUUUUUAAAAUAUCAAAUAAAUUUAUUUGACGCUCAAUAUAAUUACUAUUGACUUAUAAAAUACUGAUUUUAAAAAUUAUAUUAUUUUUCAGCAAACUUGGUUAAUAGGACACUCUUUUAAGCGUUGAUAGGGGCAGCUCCUCCAUUGUAACGCCACAAACUCAAAGCUUCAAAAAGUCACAAAUUUAAAGUUACAGAAUAAUAAAAGAAUUCCUCAGAAAAAGUACAUUUAGAAUACUUAAAAUAAAAUAAGUUUUAAAACAAUUCUUUUAUAGCCAGUCGUUUGCGCCGUCCGCCCAUUUAUACCCAGAAAUACACAAAUACAUGCAAACAUACACAUAAAUACAUACAUGAACUGUUAAAAGCUAAGCCCCAGAUUCCUACUUUACCUCCAUUUUCUAGAUAUACUUAUGUGGAAAAAUGUUAGAAAUGAAAAACAAAGGAUAUAUCUACUGCUCAGCGUUUACUUUAAAGUUAUACAAGUUGUAGAAAAUUUAAAUAUUUUUUUAAGUGUUUAAUAUUAUAUUUUGAACUGUGGGAAUGCGCCACAAUUUGGCUGAUUGGAAAUGCAUUCAAAAAGUAUGAAUUGAUUGGACGCGCUGAAUACUCACUAGAAUUACUUGACUAAAAAAGUUGUUGCAUGCGCAGAUGUAGCUUUCAGCAGCUAUUUUUUUUUCUAAACAAAACUUUCAACAUAAAUAAACAUAAAUUUUAAAUUCAGGGUAUAGUGAACACAUUUUUGUGCAUACUUGAGCUUUUUAACCUUGGAUUAGGUGCUACAAUUAAUUCAGCGCGCAUUUGGCAGAUUUUGAAAUACUUGAAAAAUAAUUUAGCAUCCAUUUUUCUUUAUGACUUAGCCAACUGGCGCUCAAUUUGAGGUAACUUGCUAAUAAGUAUGUUUGGUGCGUUUAAUCAAAACAAACAGAAACCGAAUGCUUUUUUAAUCACGCAGAAUCAGUGCUGAAUGGCCAAAAUGAAACCAAUGCAUUGCUUGUUGCGCCAAAAUGUUGUAAUUAGUAAAAAAGUAUUUUCAGUUGGGCUGAAUUUGAGCUAAAAUGAAUUGCAAUAUACUAAAAAUCAUUGAAAUGCGCUUAAAUGACCAAAAAUCAGUUAUAAUGCUAAACAUGUUAAGCAAUAUGCGCGCUGAAUAUGAGCUUUUAAACACUAUAUGAGUGAAUUAUUCAGCGCUCUGAAUUCGAGCUGAGCUUAAGUAAUAUAAAUAAAAUAAGCAAUGUAUUGUUGAGCGUGCGGUAUACCACUUCAAAUACACGACAGCUGUGAACACCUUACGGUGAAAAACAUUUGAUUUACUUGCUUAAAGAUCUUUAAAACACUUUAGUUAGUUUGUAUUAAUAUAUAAGUUGAUUUACUUCCAAUUUUUUUUAUGUUUUCCUUAUUCUAUUUUCUUGAAGAAAUUACAAUAUUUUAUGCCAAACAAUAUUUUUAUUUUACUUAUAUAAUCUAAGCGUUUAAUUUUUUCACUCAAUUUAUAUUGGGCAGCAAAAGCAUGUAAUAAUAUUACUGCAAUAAGAAAUUUCACCAAAAUCUGUAUGUCUAUAUAAUCAACUCGUUCUUCAUUUCGAAGCGUUAAAAUAUUUUCAAUAAAUGUUUCAUUUAUCAAGCAGCUUUUAAAAGGCUGACAAAAAAACAACAAAAACUUGUUUAGUUUUCAAAACAAAUUUAAUUUAAAUUGUUUAAAAAUAACAAAGAAAAAAUUGACUAUAAAAUAAUUUAGCAAAAGAAAUUAGCAAAUCAAAAAUGGUUUAAGUGAAUAUUAAAGUUUUUAGCAUUUAAGACAAAAUAUUAAAUAAAGAAAGAUAAUUUCGAUACAUAAAACUGAGUUAUGCAUCUUUAUAAAGCAAAGGAAAUUCACUUCAAGUACCUUUUUAGCAAAAGAAUAUAAAAUAAAGUAAAGUAAAACAAAAACAAAAAA
Molecule: messenger RNA, 8168 nt
Organism: Anastrepha ludens (Mexican fruit fly)
Lineage: Eukaryota; Metazoa; Arthropoda; Insecta; Diptera; Tephritidae
Gene: CHES-1-like
Product: homeobox protein 5
Exons: 7
Coding region: 1132-5496 (1454 amino acids)
Biological process (GO): regulation of DNA-templated transcription
Cellular component (GO): nucleus
Molecular function (GO): cis-regulatory region sequence-specific DNA binding; DNA-binding transcription factor activity
Source: RefSeq, a predicted model, not a curated record